AUGUUCAAGUACCACGGCAUGCAUUAUCCUAGCCCACUUCGGCGCCUCGGUGUGGUGCCUGGCCUGGUGCGCCUGAUAGCCCUCAUCCUAGAAGUCCUCAGUUUCGUCCUCCUGUGCCUUCGUCACGAUCCUGAGUAUCAAUGGACCACCAGCUAUGUGAUACUCGUCUAUCUGAUCCUGGUAGAUCUGGUGGAGAUCGCCUGCCUGUGCGGACAGGCUCGAGGAUGGUUCAUCUCUGCCCUGCCGAUUUUGAUAGCGGGCGAUGCCAUCGGCGCUCUUGUUCUGGUCUGCUCGAGGGACUGGUACGGACUGUGGUAUUGGCACGGGCCUUGGUACGCAAUGCAACACCAGAUCGGGUCUGGAUUGUUCUUUGCCUUACCAAUUCUCCGCUUCAUCCUGCUCACCCUAGCCAUAUUUGAGUACAAGUAUGAGACUGAUGAGGACCGGGUAUUGGCAGCCGAGAGAGAGGGCCUCUUGCCUCGGUAA
This is a messenger RNA of Diaporthe citri, 486 nucleotides long. RefSeq lists its product as uncharacterized. The transcript is spliced from 3 exons. The coding region runs from base 1 to 486 and encodes 161 amino acids. NCBI's taxonomy places the organism in Eukaryota, Fungi, Ascomycota, Sordariomycetes, Diaporthales, Diaporthaceae. The record is from RefSeq and is a predicted model, not a curated record.